Molecule: messenger RNA, 11013 nt
Organism: Spirometra erinaceieuropaei
Lineage: Eukaryota; Metazoa; Platyhelminthes; Cestoda; Diphyllobothriidea; Diphyllobothriidae
Source: the annotation of a GenBank genome assembly
AUGUCAGACUUCCAGUGGGAAAUCAUGAUGCCUCUGCCACCUCAUAUCUUCUGGAAUCAGGUUUGUUUGAGAUCACGCUGUACAAGUCAGUCGCCUAAAAUAUCUCGUGCAUUAUUCGAACUUAUUUCUUUCAGGGAAUACACUGUUCCUUGUGACUACCCUUUUAUUUUAUACUGAAUCAGGCAGUUUUCAUGGGGUUAGGUCGUUAUUUUUUCACCUGACAGGUAGUCUUCAUCUUACACACUACUGGCAAUUGGGUGUUAUGUGGUGUUUUUUUGAGCGUCCGGCCUUGAUCUCUCUCCCUCUCUGGUUACUGCUCGCCGUUUUUGCCAGAAAGAAGGCUUUAAUUCCGAAGAGUGAGAGAGAGAGAGAGAGAGGCGAAGAGAGGGGGAGUUAGAUAAUGAACUACGCCUGAGUUUCGUCGCUGUUGCGCGACUUGAUGGGAUGUGGAAACGAACGUGCGGUUUGUAGCUUCACCAUGCGUCGAGUCGGAAACAUGCUUCAGUCCGGCAGCGUGAUUGAUUGGGGAUAUGUUAUGGGAGCAGUUUUAACAACUUAAGUCUGCCUGCUGACGUUUUUUCGGAUUUUUAGGACACUUUCUUACACAGUUUUACAAGCCAGAGUGUUUGAAGAUGAAAAAUAUUUGUUUUUUUCUGAAGAUAACGGUUUAUCCACAUCUUGUCUCGUCUGAUGUACACAAUCUGAAACAUCAAUUUCUAGGUUGGUGACAACCAAUCUAGUGUAAGACAGUUAUUGUAAUUGGAAAACGCCUUUAUUUUAAGGUAUCGUUUGUUUACUGAAAAAAAUGAUAAACUUUUUCAUGUAUAGAAUAUCUCAGAAACAUUCCACAUGUGAAAGAGACCGUUUUCGGAGUGUAUUGUGCUGAUAAGUAAAACGCCCUAUACUGUAGCACGCUUAGUCGGAAGGGAAUACCAAACAGUUCGUCAAUUUCGGCAAUGUCCACCGUGUGCUCCACAGCAGGGUGAGAGCAGGGACGGUGACUUGCGCAGCAUCUACCGCACUCUCUUCUUUCCCACCGCGGCCCAGUGUCAUGGCGAAGCCAAGAAGACCGGAGGUGGGAGAGGCAGCACCUAGCUGGUACGGCGUAAAUCUGCACCUGGACGUACCACCACCCCCUCUUGUCCACUUAAGCAGGAUUUCCAACAGGCAUGAAAUGCGGGACGGCAGAGAGCCCAAUUUACGCGGCGUGAACCAGUAACUGUGUUUGUCACAGCACCCCGAAUGUCAGCAUUUGUUAUGGGCGCGCAUUCCCAAUGACGCCUGUCGGACUCCAAUGUAGCCUCUAGGUGCACAUUUACUGUACAUCGGUUUUAGACAGGUCUUGAAUACGUCUGCUAGGCACCAAACAGGCAUCAAAUGUCCGUUGUUGGUUUAUUUAAAAUUGGUGAGACAGCGCGAAGAACGUGAGUGGGUGGGAGUGGUGGAUGACGACUGUCAGUGUUUUGACGCCUAACAGUCUCGCUCCUCAAUACAGUCCACCGGAGUGCCGUUCGUCCGGGUCCCUCUCCUGCAUUUCACUGCAGAAUCUUGGCUCCGGUUUGAGUUGUGGGUUGUGAGGUCCUUUCGGUUACUGACUGGCACCAGUCGAUGAAACAGUUGGGCGGUUGAGCCCAUCUGCACAUGACAGUGGUCUCCAGUGUGAUUUCUAGACUCCAGGAGGGAUUCGGCUUCUUGUUCUCGGCAAUCGAGCAUGCUUCACUUACUUUCUGGAAGCGAACACAAGCGUGCGGGCCUACAGCACGUGGCGUAUCUCAUGGAUAGUUUUCCUGCAUUAACAAAUUAUAAAUAAUACAAUCGGAAGCCAGGCCACAUACAUCGACUAAAGUCAGAUUAAUAAUGGAUAACAUUCAACUAAGGAAAUAUUAGGAGUAAUUGUAAUACUCCAGCCAGCUGUCUUCUGAGAAGAGACCUUCCAAAGUCGGCAAUCCUUGCACUGUUUCCAACGAUCGUCCAGACUCAAAGGAGUCAGAGUCAACUUUCAUCGUUCCGACAUCCAAUUCGUUGACACAAUCAGAUAUGGUGUAGAAUGAUGGCUUUUGCUUAAAGUUUAUUAAUAAAGUUUGAACCGGAAGAUAGCUAGAGUAGGAAAAAUGGACAACUGGAUAACGUCCACACGGUCGGGCGCUCGCAACUCUCAACUGGCGGUUCUGUCCAAGUUCUCCUCCGGCGCGCUCUGUCCGGCCCUUGCCCCACUUAAAAUUCAAAAUGAAACAAACAACGCAAAAACCCGGGUUAUGGAAAAUAUGUACAAAACAUUCAAACGAGUACAUUUGUCCGGGGAUCAGGACUUUACAUGAUAUUACACGUCGCUUAUAGACAACAAUUUUCCUAAAGUGACAAUGUCGAAAACUCGAAUACUCAUGUCCAAUGAGUAGACCAGUUUUUUAGAAGUACAUGAAGCCCUUUCAUGCAAAUAACUAAGUGAAACACAUUAGUGCAAACAUCCUCAAGGAAUUAGUGUUAUGCAAGGUAUGUUACGUAGUCACAUAGGCGCUUAACGUUUGAUUAUAGAUUCCAAAACUGUUUCGUGAGAAUUCGAUGUAAUUUUCCCGCUUCUCUAUUACUCGUAAUGCGGUUGAUUAAAUCGAGAAGGAUUUUUUUAAUUUCGCUACUAAGGAAGUUAAAAGAAUGCAUGUUUUCACUAGGUCACAUGUCGGGAGUCCGGUCGGUGACCAAGAGAUUGGGAUGGAAUUAGCAGACGCAAUCGUAAGCAAGAGAUCUUUUUUCAGUAACGUUGCUGUGUGGUAUUUGGCGACGAUGGACUACGCGGAGUUGCAGGUUGUCCUUGAAAUGUCAGUGAAUGCGCCGCGGUUUUCAGCGUUUUUAAUCGACUGCCUGAAAAGAUAGGUUAUAUACUGUGCGUUGGAUUUUUCAUGAAAGCAUUUACCUAGAAAGUGCGUUCUUUGGCAUUCCCUCUUUUAUGGAGAUGGCUAUUUGGGUCGUAUUUAUAGACUCAUCCAAACUCGCAACCGCGACAACGUCCUUAACGAAAGUCUGCAAUGAAUAUGGUCCCGAUCAAUGGAGAAAAAAAAUUAUUUGCCUCUAAAAGGCACCAUAGUAGGGUAUUUUGCCGACGAAGUUCCACGUACUUGAUAGCGCGCAUUUGUUAGCUCGCCUGGGUGGUUUUGUUUCACAAAAUAUCAUCUUGGUUUGAUUUGCGUAACUCACUUUCCGUUCUCUAUUGCUCUCAUAGCGUUGUCUCGAGCACUACAAGGAUGACUGUCAGGCGGUGAUUUCUGGGCUUCUGGAGGGUACGGUUCCGCUUGAAGUCUCAAACCCCGAGGAGGCCAGGUAAGCCUGCCUUACAUCCUCUCACGAUUGACUCCCAUUGAUGGAUGCCCGCAGACCAAAGCCAGCAUUUUUAAGUUACUGACCUCCCCUCCUUCUGUGCAACGUCCGCCUCUGUCACGAACUGCCAUCGGGGUUCCCCCCCCACACCAGUCGUACCCCACUUGCCCUGCCAUUCUCCGACACCGAACAGUCAAGGUGUCUUCUCAAGAUCUGACAUAACCGCUCCCCGUUGACUCUUCAGUUAGUUCUCAUGGCGGAUUCGGAGAUAUGGCUUUGAGAAUGAGUCAUCAUGUGUCACACCCCCGUAGCUUGAGGCUUCCCAACUUAUUUCAUCUGUAUUUGCCAACAACAGUGCCGAAUUAAUGUCUUCCACUGAGUUCACGGCGUUGUGACCCGGUGGUGUUCUCGUGUUCAGCGGCCGUCGCCUCCUAGGGCCUCAGCAGUCGUCACAAGUCAGGGGUUCCGCUCCUAAAAGCCGAAGACCGUUGUGGUCACCACACUCUCCGGACAGUACAUAGAAAUUUCCACACCAACUCUGGCAGGGAUUCGGAGAGGUGGCUGGCUGGCUGCUUCGAUACGCCCCUUUUCGGUUCAAAAGAAUGCGUUAUCUAACCACCUUGGAUGCCGGCCGUUAAUUGUAACACUGCCAGGAAGUGGUCCCGAUCGGCAGUGGAGUUUGACGCUCAGCAGCCAAACAACCCGAUCUCCAAGUUUCCUGCGCGUGGAGGCCAAGCUUCGCAAAUAUAUGUCCGAACUGCUGUAACAGUUGUUUCAUACAGUCAAUCUGUCACUGUCGUCUGCCAGGUCUGACUGCGAGACCGAGAGCGUCGAUAGAGUAAGUUCCAUGCGAGUGUUACGCUGCGGACUAUCUUCUGACGCUAUCGAGUCGGUGUCACAGGUGGACCGCGACGGACAAAAUACUUAAUUGCCCCUAGCCCUUUGUUAGCUGCGUAGAGGGGAACACAGCUUAUAGUUAUGUGGCUAUCGAGCAGGUCUUUGUUUUUGUAAAUGCCCACUCUUGGACCCCAUUUGCAGCAACCGACGGCUUUGCGAUCAAAAGCAGGCCGCUUUUCUCGGUGUACCAAUGUCGUCAGUGUAGUUAAUGCCAAGGGCACAAAACGUUCUUGCGCAAUUCGGGAACCUGCAUCGUCAUGUUGACAGAACCGCACGGCUGAGAAUGACGGGUCACAGCCUUGUCGGACCCCAGCCUUAACGGCGAAGUGCGCUUGAAUUUAGAUCCGAAUGAGGUCCACCAACAACAGAGAGAACCUCGAUUUGCCUUGUCGAACGUUUCAGCGAAAACUAGGGAGACGAUUAGUUUGUCGAAAGUAAUUUCUUUGUUGUAUAAUCCCUCGUUUGCUGCGCGGCUGGUCGGCACUUCGGCCAGGGCGAGAGUCGCACUGUUUUUUUAAUCCUAAUGGAGCGAUAACGGUUUGACAGCUUUCUGAAGUUGAGGUUAUCGAUUGAAUCUACUCCGAGCCAAACUGAGUGGGUGCGAUUCUGUCCUUUGCAGUCAUUAAUUUGGAUGUUGUCUGUCUUUCUCUUAACUCUACAGACAGCAUCUGGAAGAUCAGGAGAGGCGCAAAGGACAACAACAGCAACAGCAACAGCAGAGAUCUCGUCAGGGUGACGAAACCGCGACAAUGAAUCUGGCUGCGGCCGCAGCUACCGGCGUGGUUACUCUCCAGCGCGGUCAGGUUUGGAAGGGCAAACGUCAGGAUACCGGCGGGCCCGCGUUGCCGCCCCUCAGUGCGCAGGAUCGCGAGCGCGUCAAGCAGAUGGCAGUCAGUGUUUGGGACGAUGAUGACGAGGCGGGUUAUUCUGCCUGGUGGCGCAGCGGUGAACCUGGUCGCGCCGGCGGCCCCAACCGAUUUGAGGAUGUAAACUUCGAUCCCUACGAUGGUGAGGCCACCUCCCAAUGUAUGACUGAUGAAUAAUGUCAACUGGUGCAUGGGAGAGAGAACUGGGGAAUCAGCGUACUCCUCACUAUUAUAAGUCUGACGCGCUUGAUAUUAUCACUACGCGCUAAGAGUCGUGGACUACAAGACUGCUAGUUGACAUGAUACCUCGACUCCGCUCAUGACGGCGAGUCAGGCUGCAAUAGCUUUUUCCUAAUGUGGCUUUUAUGAUUCGCUCACCUAUUUGAGAUCCGAGACAGAUUGUUUAGCUCCGUCAGCUACUGCGCUCACGCCCACCUGUCAUCUUGACUUUGCUCUGCCACCGGACCAAAGUAAGUGAAGGAUGAGAGAGUGCAGUAGAUGCUUCGAAGGUCUACCACACGCAAGUCACCGCUGCCGGACCCAUUGCGCGGGGCAUCAGUGUACAUUAUCGUUUGCAACUGUCGAAUGGUGUCUACUUCUUGUCGGUUGAAGGCGAGAAAUGGUCGUCUUCUGUCUGAACAGCCACUGCCAAAACCGAUCUUUUCCGCCUUCUCGGUCGGUGUGUAUGUGUGUGUGUUGAGAGAGAGAGAGAUUUGUACAAAGUGUCGCAUGCUAGUUCACAUUUCCCCGAGGGCGCAUACGCUUCAUUGUCGCCCCGCAAAGGACGGAAUGGUAUAAUGCGACAGCAGCUUUCACAUUCUUCCACCAUCUGUUUGAAUGACAUCGAGUUUUUUUCUCUUUCAGACGAAUACGAUGACACCUACGAUCUGGAUGUCGGUGCUACAGAACACUUGACGAUCGACACAGAUGUGGCCCCGCCCCCAAAGUCGCGUACGGCGGACUUCACGGAGGCGGAGGGCGACGCAGAGCCGGAGGAGGAAGAGGAGGAGAGAGAAGAAUCGGGGUCGAAUUCUGAAGGCCAAGCUGAGCCCCCUCCACCGCCUCACAACAGCCAAUCCGAAUCUGCCUCCGGGAAGUCCAGGAGAGGGAAUUAUCAAAGGGGAAGAGGUGGCCGGGGAAGGCAAACAGAACUCGCUCGUCCUGUCAAUGGUACUGCCCAACCACCGCAAGGUACGUGGUUCUUUGUCCUGCACCAACCCUUUUCAUUAGGGUUUGCGAGGAGGGUCGAAUUUCGUCUGGGCAUGGACGGAAGUGUUUAAUUUUGUUUGAUCCUACAAUUGUAAUGCCUGUUUUUCCCCCCUACCUCGGCCAGAUUUAAGUCAUUUAUUUCAUUCCGAGGUAGAUCCAAAUAGUAGACGUGUAUUCGAAUGAACAGAGACGAUUACGCCGGUCGAGCAGUGGGAGCGCAUGUCAGCUUGUCGAAUGAGGCAAGUAAGCACCUCGUUUCGGCGACUUCGUGGAUUUAGACGACUGAGUACUUGUUCCAUGAGGUCAUUUCAAACAUAUAUUCACUGCCAGUUCCGCCAAUUCUAUUCCAAAGUGAUUUCGGUUAUGCAUCUAACGGAAACUGCUUCGUUAUGGCAUAGACUUUCAUCUGCGUAGUGUAUGGUUACAACUAGAUUAAGUUAGCGUUGUCUCUACAUUUCUGGUUGCGGUGCUGGUGGAUGCGAUGGUUGUGCUAACGGCGCUCAGUAUCUUGACCGUGCCCAUAGCGGUCGGAGGGAAGAUAUCCGACCAGGGUGAGCCGGAAUUAGAACGCGGCGGUAAUUUGGUGAAUAGGUGCGUUGAUUAACUUCAUUGGUGAUGAAUGAUGAUGCAGAUGAUGAUGACGACGAUGGUGAUGAUGAUGAUGAUGAUGAUGAUAAUAAUAAUAAUAAUAACGUUGUUGUUGUUGUUGUUGUUGACGAUGAUGAUGAUGAUGAUGAUGGUGAUGAUGAUGAUGAUGAUGAUGAUGAUGAUGAUGAUGAUGAUGAUGAUGAUGAUGAUGAUGAUGAUGAUGAUGAUGAUGAUGAUGAUGAUGAUGAUGAUGAUGAUGAUGAUGAUGAUGAUGAUGAUGAUGAUGAUGAUGAUGAUGAUGAUGAUGAUGGGGACGACCAUGUUACUGCUGGCUUUGAUCAUGCUGACGUUGCGGACCAGGGGGUGUGAUGACACGCCUAGGUGCGCGUUGUCGCCGUGCCAGCCACCUGAACCCUCCCCGAGUUCCGGUCCUUGUGACUCUGUUUUGACAUCGAAUCCAGCUGGGGAGGAGGGAGUACGAUAGGUGCAUCGCAAGUCCACUACCACUGUAAACUAAUUUACGCGUAAGUCACUGUUCCUGCUCUUGUCCUGCUGUGGAGCACAUGGUGGGGAUAGUCAAAAACGACUGCAGAACUGUCGUUGGUAGUGGUCGCUGUAGUGAAUGUCAGCGGCCUAGUGCGGAUCGCAACGCACCUAAUGCCCUACUUAUCUUAAUUGCUGAAAAUCCCUUUUUCGGUGUGUCGUCUAAUUUUAUUCUUCUUCUUCUUCUUCUUCUUCUUCUUCUUUAGAUAAGUCUCGAACGCAACCACCCAAAGCAGUCGCUUCAGGUCGUGGUGGAGGGGACAGGGGACACCUUGAGCCUGCUUCAAACUUUGUCGGCUCGCAGAGAUCGCCUUCGGCAAGGACUUGGACGCAACAGCAGCAGGGACCCCGCCAGUCUUACGGCGACCGUAAUGACGUGCGACUUACCAUGAAAAGUACAAUCCACUCGCAUGACAGCAUUGGCGAAGAAGAUAACGAGGUAGUUAGUCGUAAAUGUGUGCGUGGCUUCGUUUCCUGAAGAUGUAUGUUUUGCAUAUUACUGGUACUGACGCAUAGUCAGUAGACAGAGUUCGGAACUAUUAUUUUACCGGAAUUCAUGCUUAAAUGAGGAACUUCACAGCCGCCAACUGGAUUAUAAUAGAAUGUUGCUGUAUGAUGAUGAGGUUUGCAACUCUACUUACUUAAUCUUUUCGAUACGGGAAAACAUUUCGAAUUUUUGGCUGACAUUUCAUAAGUUAGCCGACCUACUGUAUAACUGAAUUUAUAAGGGCAUCGACAAUCAGCGGGGAAAUCGCGAAACGCUUAAGUAGUCCUUUUCUGCAGAGUGUAGUUUUUUCAGACGGCCGAAAAGAGGCUCAUUUGAAAGCGGGCGUCCUGAUGCGACCGAAAUAUCCUCGGAUUGUGCUAUGCGAUAAUUAACAUUGAAGCCCUACUUAUGUAGUCUCUUCGAAUAAAAGACAGUUCAGGUUCUCAAUUUAGAUUUCACGAGAUAGCCCCAAAAUAUUACUGAACAGGCAGAAUUUCGAGAAUACCUAAGAAUUAGUAAACUUUGAGAGAAAGAAAAUACACAUAUGCUUUAGGCGAAAUUUUGAGACACGUUUUCAGCAAAAUGGGCAGAAGAAGUGAGGCCUUUCUUAUUCUUUCCAAUAAUUGUGGAUCAAGAUGGGUCUCGGAAUUCAGCGGAAAGAGUACGCACCACAUAAGUAACAAUGCCACCACUAGUGCGAUUUUCGGAAGUGGGUUGGGGGAGUAGGGAAGACGCUUGAGCGAAAGCCAACAUUCUGUCGUCCAUAAUUUUCAUGGGAUCGCUAUCCCAUGCGAACCAGUUUUAUAGACUCUUUAGACCGUUAUGUUUACUUUAAUGUCCACCAGUAGCAUUCGGCCUCCAUUACAUAACGUUCGAUUUAUUUAUCGGCGCUGCAACCGACGAAAUUUAGAUACGCUGCUCACUAGUAAAGUAUGGCUUUACUGCAAUUAAAAUAUUGGCUAGAAGUAGAAUAAUCCAAAAGUACAAUAAAACGGGCAUGCAUCAAACUGACUGGCGUUACAGCGCGAAUUGGCCCGGUCGUCCGGCAGAAGUGUUUAGGAAAAAAUAUGAACCAAUUUCAUCCAAACUGUCUCCACGAGCGGGCCAAGGAGUACUCGAUCCGACUGGCGUGCCCAAUCUGUCCGCCAUGUUGAAUGAGAUUAAACUUUGGCGGUCCAGCCACGUUAUGGGCAGAGCUGACGCUCGUCACUAAGGCGUCCAAAAGUCACGCUUGAAGUCAUGGCCACUGGGGAACUUCUUGCGUAGGUUCGGCAGGAAGGUAGGACUGAGCUUCCGAAGAUUAACCUCAAUCGACACACCCGCUCCACCCCCUCACAUACAAGGCUGGGACUUUCUUUUUCGUGCGCCCCUGAGCAUGCCGUGGUGAAAUCGUUCUCAACUCGUCCGUUGCAUCCCACGACAACAACAUCAUCGGAAAUCCCCUCCCAAGUGCGACAGCACUUUCCCGUCGCACAUCAAUUGGACUGUACGUCGGCACUUCCGUCGUCAUACAAGCAGAAAACUGUUCCCGGAACGGUCGCCAAAAGUCCUCCUUCAGCACUGCGUUGGCCUACGCGAAGGUAGGUAUGGGUAUGACAGCUAAAACGUCACUCACAACUCCAGCCAAUGUCCCUGUGCUGAAUCAGGCCAUCAUGAAUAACGACGGACGAACCAUCGAGUUCCGCUUGUUAAUUUCUGCCGUCCUUACCACUUUGUAAACUGAUCUUUCUGCCUAGACGCGCAAGCACACAUUUUUCGUCUCAUAAUUUUUAAAUGGCAAAAAAUGAAUGAGUCAGGAAAAACGACAGAUUAUUUUUUUGAGAGUAGCAAAAAAGUUGCCUUCAGUCUGCCAUUCCCUUUUUCAGGAAAAGCCGACCCAGAAAAAUACUCUCCCUCUGGAAGAUCCUGCCGUUAUCCGCGCCAGGCGAGAGGCUGCAGCUGAGGCUAGGGUAAACAUGCUCAUCACUCUGAAGAUUUUCUGUUUUUUAAAUAAUCAAAAGGAGUUAUUUAUAUUCUCGCCACAUUCGGAAUUUUUUUCUAAUAAGAGAGGCCGAUUUUGGCAACUGGCCAAAUCACCGCUACCGGAGUUUUGCCCACAUCAGGUAUCUUGUGUCGCGCAUACUCCAAGAUCUUCUCGAAGGUGUUCAUACGCACUUUUGACGUCCGGCCCAUGUAGACACGAUUGAAAUAUUUUAGAUUUAUGCUUCACGAUGACCAAUGUUACAAUCCCACCCAGGUAAUCCUUCCUGCUUGAAAGCAUAUUUUAGAAAUCCGGUCAACAUUUCAUGAAAUAGGGCAGCUACUGUGGUUGUUCCUUGUCAAACGACCAACUUUGCGGCCCUAGAUCGAUGCCACUGUCGAAAUGAAACGAAGGAGCCCAUUUUGCUGUCAGAUCAAAUCGGCGAAUGUCACUGCCACAUGAUGUAAACACUCCAGCUUGCAUUUGGCCCGACGCGAUCCCUUGACACAGUGAUGGAGCGUAGAAUUUAAUCUUACCGGAAAAGUGACUUAGGCGGGGGGUAUUCUUCGGUUGUAGAAGACUCGUAUAAGCCUUCCGCCCUCCUUGAUGCAUGCCUGACUUAGGGUAGGAAUCGUUUUACUGCAGUACAACCCCCUUUCAGCCACUAUAGCCUCCUGUUCUGUUGACAGAGCCUGAAUUACUCCUGUUCCUCUCCUUCUCUGGGCCAGGCUUCUCGCAGGGGCCGCAUUGUGCGUACUCAACCGACAGAUGUCCCGCCUCAGCCCCUACCCAGGGAUGGAGACUUCUUCCCCACAUCACCGGAGGCCCGAAAACCCUGGUAUGCGGGUCCUUCUGGCCGGCCGGACCAACAGCCACGCGGCGGUGCUCGCGGGCGUCCGAGUGCAGCCCGUGGCGGCGACUUCUCUCGAGGCCGCGCUGCUGCACCUGAUUCCGCCGGCCACCCUGAAGCCGAAUCAUCCUCCAGGCAGAAAAACCGCCAGCACACGGCAGCUGGACGAUUGACGCCGCCACCGCCGGCACCUGCUUCCUCCCUCAAACGGCGCGGCGAAAUUACCGCCUAUCAGGCAAAACUGAAGGAGCGCUACGGGUCACACAACCAGCGUGUGCUAGCUGAUCGCAAACGCCAGCUUUAG